AAUAUUUUAGUCUAUGGUUCAUGAAUUAGCUUCUCGUAACGCGCUGCAAUUUUUGAUAGUGUGUUUGGAAAUAAACAGUUCGACGAGUUAAAUUACAACAAUUACUAUUAAUUUGAGAUAAUUAAUGCAUAAAAAAUGUUUUUGCAUCGUGAUAUUUGUGGUACAAAAGAAAAGCAAAGCUUCUGAUAAGAGCAAUCCUCGCUCAGUGAAGUGACGCCAUUUUACGGGAAUGACCAGCCCGCGGCUGCCUCUUAUUAGGCCUGAUGUAAGGAGUAUUCUGUUCAAACGGAUGCAUGGAAACAAAUCACUUGUACUGUACACGUACUGGACGUACGACUUCAGAGAAAACUAUGGAAGAUGGUAACGUUGCCAACGCUAAAGAUGAUACAAUCACUACAGCAAAAUUAACUAACUUGUACAGUGAUCGAUCGUGUAAAUUGACGACAAAUGGACACGAUCUCGCUGGCGAGCCCGCUAGCCCGUCCGACAAGUCGUUCGCACUGCGCCGGACCAGCGCCGACACGUUGCAGGACGACAAAUUCAGGAAACGUAUCAACCCACUCCGAAUACACUUGGGCAAGAGGCCUUUCGUUGAUAACUCUGUACCAUUGGCAGUCAAUAGUGUAAACAAGAAGAGGAAGUCUAUAGUAAAUAAGCCGAGUGAUACAAGUGCACCGAGAGCAGUACCCCGUGUACCUAAACUCAUUCCUAAACGUUUGGAACAUAAUCAGUUUCACAAUGUUGCACCACACAAUAACCAUUCCGUGGUCAAUGAACAAGACAAACCUGUGCCCAGGCUCGUGCCCAAGAGCCAGCUAUCUCAAUUUAAAAAGAGUAAGAUGGAAAAAACACCCCAGUUGAAAGAAUACGCUCAGAGCUUAGGUUUGCAACCUAUGGUGAAGUUCAAGUGCCGGAAAUGUUGUUCCAUGUCAUUCAAGACCCUCGCCAUGCUCAAAGAGCACCAGCUUGUGUGCCGUGCACAAGCUAAAGAGCCUGCAUUGAGCCCUGAAGCAGCUCCCAGCACUGAUAGUAACUCGGGAGGUCCCUCUAGAGUUACUCGUAAAGUUUACCUGUGUUCAGCUUGUGGUACAUACUAUGAGAAUUGGAAUCUCUUUCUGCAUAUGCGUGAGGUGCACAGCAGGCAUAUAUGUUUAUUUUGUUUAGGAAUGUUUUCAAAAGCCGAGAAGUUGUCUUCACAUUUAAUUAAUAAACACAAUGUUAAAGAAUUUAGUUAUAAUAGCACAGAGGACUUUUGUAAAGUUUACAAUGGAAGCUUUUAUUUGAUGUGCUGUGUCUGUGAUGAGAUAUGUAGUGAAAAGGAUGAUUUUUUCAAUCAUGACUGUAAUAAUGUGAAACCUAAACCUGUGCCUGUGCUUAUUAGUAAGAAUUCAAUGAAAUCUAACAAUGCAAAAUUAGUUAAAAACAGUAAUGAUGCUGCUACAAAUGGACCUCUAGUGAUGACAAAAGAAUGUAUUAAACCAUUAAACGAACAAAAGGAAUUUACUGAACUAAAGCCUGACACAAUAUUGCAAUCUCAGAAAAUUGAGCCAAAUGUAAAUAUUUGUGAUACUGUUACCAGCAAUACAAGUACAAGUUCUGAGAGUUCUGCCUCUACCAGUAAAGAUACCAACCAAUCAUUAGAUAUUACAGAUGAUGUAAAAUGUUCAAAUAAUGAUAAAAUUCCUAUAACCCCAGUAAAUGAAAUAUUACAACCUAUAAUUUCAGUACCAAAUGGCAAAGAAUUGUCAGACCAUUCUGAUGAUAGUGACUCGCCAGACACCAGCCAUCUACAAGAAUCUCUAAGUCCUGAAACAUCAUUCAAACAAAAAGAGCUGCCCUCUCAACCUUUAAGAGAAGAGAAAGAAUGUGGUAUUAAACUAAAGUUAAGUCUCAAUAACGCCAACUCCCCAGUAAUCAUAAACUCAACUGUGGAUCCAACAGUUGGGCAGCAAUUUACACAUAAACCACCAACACGUAACAGAAGACCACCAAAACGAUAUGAAAAAGACAAAAUACCUGCAACUCAAGCAAAGACUACUCCUACCACACCUCAUACUAAGCCACCUUCUAUAAAAAUUACAAUUUGUGAUAAAGCUGAUAGUCCAUUUGUGAAGACUACAAUUAUAGAGAAUGAUGAAGAGACUGUAGUUAAAACCCUAGUGAAUAACAACAUUGAGCCAAUACCCAGGUUACCUGAAACAAAACCAGAAAAUGCCAUGAAAUCCACUAUUUACGAUAAUAAAUUAGAAGAUGUCAACACUUUGAACAGGGUCCCAAAGUUGACUGUGAGAGUUCCUAAAGAGUUUUUAGACAAAGAUUCUUCUAGUGAUUAUUCAUCAGAUAGUGAUGCUGGUGAAAAGUUACUUGCUGAUAACAAAGACAUGUGUAUAGAUGAGAGUAUACCUGAAAACAAAGAAGAACCCACAGAAACUAUAGAUAGUGUAGCUAUUGAACCCUCAAAAGAAAACGUAACAGAAAUAAAAAAUGACUCUGAGCCCACUGAUGAAGGAAAAGUAGAAAUCAAAGAAGAGAUUCAACCUAAUCCUGAAAUAAAAACUGAACCACCAGAUAUUACUUCUUCUGAGGACAUCAAUGUGGAAGACCCUGAAGUAAAUGACAUUAUUCCUGUAACUGAGUUAAUUCUAGAUAGGGCAAUUGAUAAAUAUCCUAUGAAAGAUCUCUUGAAGGUAUUUGUGACAUCAACGGUUUUUAACUGCAUAUAUUGUAAUCAUGUUCGUAAAAUAGCUGUAAAUUGUGAGCAACUUGCACUACAUAUGGUUGCAGAGCACCGAUUCUCAGCUACUGUGGACAGCAUAACAGCUGAGGAGUUGAUGCCAGAGACUAUUGCAGCAAAAGUGAAAGCAGCAGCUCAAGAAGUAUCCUCAAUUUACAUCAACCUGGACUCUUAUGAUAGUGUAGACAAAUGUGAUACAGUUCAACCAAACUUAAUAUUUGAAUGUUUUCAGUGUUAUUUCAAAACUGCAGUUCAUAAAGAACUCUAUUUCCAUAAUCGUAAAAUGCAUCAGAAAACAAUAUUACUUUGUGUAAUGUGUAAAAACAAUUUUUAUUCUUAUAGUGAAUUAUUAUGUCAUUUAUGCCCUGGAACAUAUGACUCUGAGUGUGAAAUUAGGUAUAGAUGCUGUUUUUGUAAUGUAGACAAUAUAUCUUCAUCAUUUAGACUAAUGGUGCAUCUUCGAAAGAUUCACCACACAUGUGAUGUGUGUUUAGAGUUUUGCCAAAGUCAAGCACGUCUGUCAAAUCAUGUGUGGAAACACAAACUGCACCAUUUGUGUUAUCGAUGUGGUAUAGCCUAUAGAAAUAAGCCUGACAUUACCAAUCAUUUGUUCUGGAAGCAUGGGACAGAGAGUGUGCUAUGUAAGAAAUGUUUGCAAAAAAAAUGGCCACAUGUGUAUCAUUUUUGCACACCACCAGCUGUGUUUGUUUGUGAUGAAUGUACACUACAAUUUACUAGAGCUGUAAGUUUAAAGGUUCAUAAAAGAUUUCAUUCACAAGAAUAUCCCCAUUUAUGCACUGAAGACGAAUGUACAGAGAAAUUUGUAUCCAAGAAACUUCUUAGCAAACAUUUAGAUGAACAUAGAAAAAAAUUAAUCAUAGAAGAUUUAGACAAAGAGGAAACGCCUGAUAAAAAUGACCUCUCAGAAGAAAAUCCCAAAGAAGCAAUUCCUGUUAAUGAUUUAGUACUUGAUAAACCAAAAGAAGAAGCUGGAUCUUCUGAAAAUAAAGCUGAGGCUGGAACUGAGCAAUUAUCUAAAAAAGGUAAAAAGAAAAAACUAAAAGAUAAAGAUGCACUAUUGUUAGAUGUUAAUUUGCCAGCACUCAACUUGUCAGAGAGCGAUAGUAGUGAUGAAUCAGAUUGUGGCAUAUCACAAGUCAAAGAUGAAAACCUUCAAGAUAAAACUAAGAGUGAACCUAUUGAACCCCCACCAGAUGUUGAUGAGAAACCCGCACCAGACAUGAAUGUUGACAUACUACCUGCUAAAAUCGAAGAAAAACUAGAGCCAACGGAGGAAGAUAAGCCAAGUGAAGAAAAAGUUUUAGAAAUAUGGGAUAAUUUUAAAAAAUAUCAGGAAAAAGUAGAAAAGCAAAAAGAAAAAACACCUCCUUUGGUACCUAUUAAAAAACAUGUUUGCGAAUCCGAUCACGAUUAUUGUGUUAUACCAACCGAAUUAAACGGCGAUGAUGAUGUUUAUAGAACUGAUAAGAAGAAAAGCAAAAGAUCUCCAAAAAAGAGACACGGAGGGCUUUCUUCUUCCAGUAGCAGUAGUAGUGAUAGUGAUUCCAGUUGCUCCUGUGGAUCAAAUUGCAGUUGCUCUUCUAGCAGUGGCUCUUCUUCUAGUAGUUCAUCAGAUUCAGAUUCCUCAGAUGAAUCUGGUAAUGACAAGAAAAAGAAGCAAAAGAAAUCACUGUCACAGAGAAGAGCCAGUAAUGGUUCAAAUGUGGAUGUCAUGGGAAUGGCAGAAACUCCUUUACUUAUUCCAGAAAAAACUGAACCGCCAAUUGCAGAAAGUGACUUGGAAACAGAGGAAAGUGACACAGAUGAAGAGUUCUAUGACGAAAACCCACAAAAGAUGGCCAAUAAAAUGCUAACAGAAAAGCGUAAUCAGUUACUACUUCUAGCUUCUGUAGCGCCAUCCGGAGGAUCGAUGUCAGGAGAACUGAGUCGCUGCACUACACCUGUUAAAGAAGAAGAACCGAAAGAAAUUAAGGAAAAUAAAGUAGAGACUAAGGAAGAAGUUGAAACAAAAGUGAAGUCAAACAGUAGUAAAAAGAAAAGUAAAAAGAAAAAGCGAUCUAAGAAUUCCAGAAAACAUGGACCUAUAAAGAUGACCAUUCCUAAAGACGUUAUUGCAAAAGCUGAUGCUGUAACGCCAUCUCUCAUGCCUAACAAAAUAACAAUAUCUUUACAGACAAAUACAGCUCAAAUACCAGAACCACCUACACCAGCCGCUGAAGUUUCGUCACCGAACAUCACGACCACUCCUAUUCAAACCGCAGAAAAUAAAAGAGCAUCGAAAAGGAGGCGCGUGCCUAAUAGGUUUUACGGCUACUCUAGUGAUGAAGAAGCACCUCAAACGCCCACAACAGCCCUGAAGCCUCAACAACCACCUAAACUAGAGUGGAGGAAAGAAGAUUUACCUUCGCCCGUCACGCACAAAUCCAAGAAGGAGAUACCAUCGACAGUCGUUCCGCAACGAAUGUUCAAUUAUAACGAGCCAAUUAGGUUGACUACGCCGAUUCCUGACCCGGAACCUCCGCGAUUCCUAAUGAAUUCCGAGUCAAUGGAAUCCAGCAACGAUUCGGAUUCCAGCCACGAGGGGGCGUUGGAAAUAUAUCAGCCGGCCGUGCAGAACCCGAUACCCGUUCCUCCUCCGACGUACCUGAACUCUGGCACCUCGAGUCUGCCGUACUCGUUCGCGAGGCGCGCCGUGCGCAAGGCGCGCGAGGGCGAAAGCGUGUACUGCUACUGCCGCUGCCCGUACGACGAGGUGUCGGAGAUGAUCGCCUGCGACGCGGAGGGCUGCCCCAUCGAGUGGUUCCACUUCGAGUGCGUCGGCAUCAUGGUACCGCCUAAAGGCAAAUGGUACUGUCCCGAGUGCAGGAAGAACCAGAGUUUCUCGGCUUUCAGAUAAGUCUAAUCGAAUGUUAAGUGUAUAUAACUAUGCCGUAUUGUUAUCUGUAUAUAAUUUAUUGACUGUAGAUACUUUAGCUUUACCUGUACCUAUAUAUUUGUAGUUAGUUCUUAUAAGUUAGAAUAUUAGGCACGAAAAAUGUAUCAUUGUUAUAAAAAGUACAUGUUAUGCUUGAUUCUGGCUGUGCGGCCGAUUCUGUCGUGUAAAAAUUGUUACUGACAUAAACGUAUACAGCAAACCGAAAUAUAAAUCCAAUUUUUGAUACCA
Messenger RNA from Bicyclus anynana (squinting bush brown), 5918 nucleotides. RefSeq lists its product as uncharacterized. Lineage: Eukaryota; Metazoa; Arthropoda; Insecta; Lepidoptera; Nymphalidae. The record is from RefSeq and is a predicted model, not a curated record. Bases 294 to 5651 code for a protein of 1785 amino acids. The transcript has 2 exons.